This is a messenger RNA of Amphimedon queenslandica, 757 nucleotides long. RefSeq lists its product as uncharacterized. Bases 260 to 589 code for a protein of 109 amino acids. The record is from RefSeq and is a predicted model, not a curated record. NCBI's taxonomy places the organism in Eukaryota, Metazoa, Porifera, Demospongiae, Haplosclerida, Niphatidae. The transcript has 2 exons.
CUUUUAAAAUUCUUUAAAAAUUCCAAAUUUGAUCGGAAUCAUUUCAAAAUUGACAUUUAACAUAAGAACGUGUACAUGUGUUAGAAAAAAUUAUAAAAAUGGAGAAUUCUUUUAAAACCAUUUUUGACAAAAUACCCUGGUACAUUUAGGACGUAAAUUUUUGUUACAACUUUAAGAAUGAUUAUUCCCAUUUCUGAUACUGUGAUUAGACCUGCUUGAUGAUGAAGCCACCAGCACAACUACGGUAAGAACUGCAAAGAUGACACUCCUCGAUGAUGAUCCUGAGCUGAACAUGUCGAUACUUAAAACCGGAGAAAACGAGAGAGAAGGGGACGAUACCCUCUUCACUGAAAUAGAGGAUCACUCUGAUUUAUUAAAUGUGGGUACUUUGGAUGACGUCCUCAAAGUUGCUCACGAGAAACCGAAGAAGAAACCGAAGCCAAAGAGCGUCCAGAAACCUCUUGGAGCGUCACUGUUUGACGAUGAGAAGGAAAGAAAAGACGGAGUAGAUGCCAUGGGAACUGAUGACAUCAGUAAAUACAUACAAAUGAACCAGGAAGAGGACGAUGAUGAUCUGGAGUUGUUUUAAUAAUAAAUUAAUUUAUUACAAUUAUUAUUUUUAGGCUAAUUCUCAAUUUUAUUCUGUUUUAUAUUAUUAAACUCAUGAACGUAUACUAAAUCUCUUAUUAUUAUUAUUAUUAUUAUUAUUAUCAUUAUUAUUAUUAUUAUUAUUAUCAUCAUUACUAUUAUUAUUAUU